Drosophila obscura is the source of this 1832-nucleotide messenger RNA. RefSeq names its product NEDD4 family-interacting protein 1-like (gene Ndfip). Gene Ontology annotation, biological process: vacuolar transport; positive regulation of protein ubiquitination; metal ion transport. Bases 96 to 881 code for a protein of 261 amino acids. The transcript is spliced from 2 exons. The record is from RefSeq and is a predicted model, not a curated record. Gene Ontology annotation, cellular component: perinuclear region of cytoplasm; Golgi apparatus; endoplasmic reticulum. Lineage: Eukaryota; Metazoa; Arthropoda; Insecta; Diptera; Drosophilidae. Gene Ontology annotation, molecular function: WW domain binding.
CCAAAUCAAUAAAUUGGAGCGUGCGAGAGCGAGAGCUGCGCAAAAGAGAAAAAACGAAACCCGCAGCAAGCAACGCAUAGAGGAGGAAAAAAGUCAUGCCGCACAACAAUCAAAAUUCCGACGAUGAUCAGCUGGGACCACCCAAGGCCGAUUUCAGUGCACCGCCACCAUACGAGGCUAAUGUGGGACCACACGGCACGCUGCCGGCUCAGAUGCCAUCACUGUCGCUGACCACGCAUGUCAGCGGGCAUGAGAUGGGUGCCCAGAUGCAGCUGCAGGGCGGCGAUUUGGUGGGUCAGUUGCCGCAGGAUAUGCACGGAAAGCUGCCCACAUACGAGGAGGUGCAGAUGGAGAAGUCGCUAAAUGGAGAGCUGCCGCCUGCCUUUCUGACGCUACCCUCGAACCAACAGUUGCCGCCACCGCCGAAUCCACUGCUGCCGCCCAAUCCGCUGCGUGAUGGUGCGGCUGCAGUGCGUGCCGCCCAGCCGGCGCUGACGUUCAUCGCCAUCGAUGCCAGUGAUCCGGAGAACAGUCUCUCGACCACCGACAACUUGCUGGGCACGGACAUCAUGUUCAUUACGGCCUUCAUUGUGGCCUUUCUGUUCAACUGGAUCGGCUUCCUGAUGCUCACCUGUUUCUGUCACACAAUCGCCGCCCGGUAUGGCGCCCUCUCCGGCUUCGGCCUGUCGCUGGCCAAAUGGACUUUGAUUGUAAAGCACUCGACGGAUCUGGCCUCCCACGAGAACUCAUGGCUGUGGUGGUUGAUCUGCGCCUUUGGCUUUCUGAUUAGCAUACGCGCCCUCAUCCAGUAUGUGAGCAUCAAGCGGUCGUGGCGCCUCCUCUCGGCCUCGGCCCAGGAACGGUUGCUAUUCUUCUACUAGGUGCGGGGUCAGGCGACGUCGCCUGUCGCGGAUGCCAUGUAAAUACGUUAGAUAUACGAAGACAGACAGAGAGAGAGAGGGAGCAAGAGCAAGUAGUUUGGAAUCGGCGUCCCAGGAGAGGCAGACGUUGCGUAUGACCCCAACCAUCCUUCCGACAAGCCUAAUCCUUAUCCUAAUCCUAAUCCGAUCAGUCCUUCAGCGCAUAACACACACACAAACACACACACGAAAACCAAUAUCGAUGCGAACUUAUUCUGGGUUAGUGUUUUCUCUAGUUAAUGUGUUAAAUAGCGCAACUUAGUCCACGGAUCCCAUAGAUGUAGCAUUAAACAAAAACGUUAAGCAAGCAGUGUGGAGGCGGGUGGUGCAGGAGACACCUGCCACCUGCAAACCAAUUGAAUCUAAAUGUAAAUGUAAAUGUAUGUGAAUGUGUUAAUGGAUAAUAUCUCUCACCUGUAUUACGCGUAGCUGGUUUACACCAAACCCAAUACCCCGAUCCCAUCCCUUAGGCCAGCUAGUGGCGCCCCCGAGUCACGCCAACCCGCUCCAGCACUUGCACCAGAAACAAAGACACAAAACAAACACCAAAAACAACAACAACAACAAAAAAGCAACCAGAAGAAAUGAAAGAAAAGUAAGAGGAUAGAGGAAAAAAUAUGCCACCUAUAUUUUUUUGUUGAUCCUACUUUACGCUGUGGUACUUAAUUAAUUAACUACACAAAAGCCAGCAGUAAUACGGAAUGCUAAAAACACACAAAACAACUAUUGCUAGUAUAUAUGUAUGUACGAUUAUUGCCUAUUAUAACGUUUACAAUUAAUACGUUUAAUCCCUUUGUAUGUAAAUUAUACAGUGCAUAUGCAUUGUAAAGGGCGCAUCCUCCAUUGUCCCCACACACAGGAGAUGCGUCAGUUUUAUGCAAAUUCAAUAAAAGUCGAAUGAAGUCAUUCAAA